Molecule: messenger RNA, 1853 nt
Organism: Antechinus flavipes (yellow-footed antechinus)
Lineage: Eukaryota; Metazoa; Chordata; Mammalia; Dasyuromorphia; Dasyuridae
Gene: MLX
Product: MAX dimerization protein MLX
Exons: 8
Coding region: 61-795 (244 amino acids)
Biological process (GO): regulation of transcription by RNA polymerase II
Cellular component (GO): nucleus
Molecular function (GO): DNA-binding transcription factor activity, RNA polymerase II-specific; RNA polymerase II cis-regulatory region sequence-specific DNA binding; protein dimerization activity
Source: RefSeq, a predicted model, not a curated record
CCCGCCCAUGGCGGGGGGGGGGCACCCGCACGCGGUACUUCCGGUUCGUUUGGUCUGACAAUGACGGAGCGGGGCGCCUCUCCGGAGGACCCCUGGGUCAAGGUGGAGUAUGCGUACAGUGACAACAGCCUGGACCCCGGGCUCUUUGUAGAAAGCAACCGAAAGGGGAGUGUAGUGUCCAGAGCCAAUAGUAUCGGCUCCACCAGUGCUUCCUCCGUCCCCAACACGGAUGAUGAAGACAGCGAUUACCAACAAGAGCCCUACAAGGAGUCCUACAAGGACAGGAGACGGAGAGCCCACACACAAGCAGAACAGAAGCGCAGGGAUGCCAUCAAGAGAGGCUACGAUGACCUUCAGGCCAUUGUCCCCACCUGUCAGCAACAGGAUUUCUCCAUUGGCUCCCAGAAGCUCAGCAAAGCCAUUGUUCUUCAGAAGACCAUUGAUUAUAUCCAAUUCUUGCAUAAAGAGAAGAAGAAACAGGAAGAGGAAGUAUCUACACUACGCAAAGAUGUCAUGGCCCUGAAAAUCAUGAAAGUGAACUAUGAGCAGAUUGUGAAGGCACACCAGGACAACCCUCAUGAAGGGGAGGACCAGGUCUCUGACCAGGUCAAGUUCAAUGUGUUCCAGGGCAUUAUGGACUCUUUGUUCCAGUCCUUCAAUGCCUCCAUUUCUGUGGCCAGCUUCCAGGAGUUGUCAGCUUGUGUCUUCAGCUGGAUUGAGGAGCAUUGUAAGCCCCAGACUCUUCAGGAGAUUGUUACUGGAGUACUUCAUCAAUUGAAAAAUCAGCUCUACUGAUUGCUUGCCUUUCAGCCAACACUACUGAAGUAUAGAACCAGGAGGCUUGUCGUGGUUCUGACAUCUCAAACAACAUUUGCUUUGUUUGUUGGAUUUUGGACAGCUUCUGACUAAUUUAUUUUGUCAAUAGUAAACAAACCCAUCUCAUCUGUGAAAUUUCUAGGGGCCAUUGAACUUGUCCCCCUAAAAAUCACUUCUGGCAUUUUCCUUCAUAAGCUUCCAAUUUAAACUCAAAUCAGGUAUUUGGAAGUUACUAACUACAGCUGCCACUGUGAUACGUCUUAUAGGAGUGAUAGUGAGACUGUAUGUUCUGCAAGCAAUCUGGUAGAGGCAGAAAAAAUAUUUACACAACCACAAAGUGCCACAGCUACUGGUCCCCAGUGAUGCUGCCAUGUUAUGUCCAUGGCACAGACAAAAUUUUUAACACGUUAUAUAGGGAUUUUAUCCCUAAUCAGAAACUUUGACAGAUUUCUUAACUUUUAUUUAAAUGUGAUCUUUACUUCAAUGUAAAUCUCACAAUUUUACUAAUUUUUUUUGUCAGUCAGGUCUUGUGGUAAUCACGCUCACUUGCCAUCAUGCUCUUCAUGUGAACAGUUCAUUAGGGAUAGAUGUUGAUUCUUCUGUCCCAUUUCUUACUUGCUGCCACACUUUCUAUCAGGAAUGAACCAGGAGUGAGUGGAGAAACUUCUGUCUCAAAUAUAUAGAAGCCUAUUUCCUUUUUUUUUUUUUAAGCUUACAAAAGACUUUACCGUCUAAUGGACAUUAAAUAUUUUUAUAUCAAAUUGUAAUUGCAAUAAAAUUUACUAAAUGCUUAAGCCAAAAUUCAUUGAUUUUUAUCAAGUCAUAUCCACUAAACUGAUUUAAUAUAACACACAGCCACUUGUCUCCUUAGUACUAAUUAGUCUAGUCACAUUUAGACUCUAGUCACAAAGGGCAGGAAGUGUCAAAACAACUCCAAUACAGGAAGUUUCUUCUGACUUCAUUAUUCAGAAAGAGGCUUCUCAAGGGUCUGGAAGGACAACGUUGUAGUCUUCAUCUGUCUCGAUUCCAACUUCUUC